GCCUCCGCCUGGAUCGUCUAGAUCGAUGCAAGAAUCGGCACUGUCGAAGCUCCAGCAGCGCUCGGGUGUGAUCGCUCUCAACAAGAUCGCCGCAGCGUAUGCCCACGCUGGGCAUCUGGCCGACUCGAUCGAAUCCCUGGAGAGAAUGCGCGAGGAGGGCCUGGCGCCUGAAAGGGGCACAUUCCUGGCGCUGCUGGGCCUGUGUGCUAAGAAAUCCGCAAUCGCCGAAGGGAGAUUCGUCCAUUCCAGGGUCGAGGCGAGCGAAUUUCGUCGCGACGAUCUCGUCCAGAACGCCACGAUCCACAUGUAUGGCAAAUGCGGCUGUGUGGAGGAUGCGGUGUCUGUGUUCCAGAGCUUGGAUCAUCCCUCACAGGCUUUCCAAAUUUUCCAGAGGAUGAAGCUCCAGGGGCUAGCUCCGGACAGGAUCACGUUCGUCACGGUGCUGGAUGGAUGCAGUGCCAUUGGCGAUCUCUCUCGAGGUAAGCUUCUUCACGGCUUUGUUCUUGAGGCUGGGCUUGAGAGGAAUGUGAUGGUUGGAACUUCUUUGAUAAAAAUGUAUGGAAAAUGUGGUUGUGUGGAGGAUGCUAGAAGAGUCUUUGACAAGCUUGCACUGCAGGACGUUGUCUCGUGGACCUCGAUGAUCAUGACUUACGUCCAGCAUGAUCGGUGUGUGGAAGCUCUCGAGCUCUUCCAUCGAAUGAGACCAUCAGGAGUUCUUCCCAACAGGAUCACGUAUGCUACAGCCAUCAGCGCUUGCGCUCACGUCGAGUCUAUGGCCGAUGGUAAGCUCAUUCACUCGCAGGUUUUGGAAGAUGGUUUUGAGUCGGAUGUUGUUGUCAGCUGUGCGAUCGUCAACAUGUAUGGGAAGUGCGGAAGUCUCGAGGAUGCUCGAGAGGUUUUCGAGAGAAUGCCUCAUCCCAACACGGUCUCCUGGAACGCCAUUGUAGCAGCUUGCACGCAGCAUGGUUGUUGUGUGGAGGCACUUUGGUACUUCCAACGCAUGCAGCUUCAAGGUGUCAGGCCAGAUAAGAUUGCCUUCGUUACCAUCUUGACUGCCUGUUCUGAUUCUCUUCUCUUACACGCAGCCAGGGCCAUCCACGCUCAGAUUUUUGAAACGGGACUUGAUCGAGGUGACGAUGCUGUAAUCACCGCUUUGCUCAACGUUUACUCCAAGUGUGGGAGCUUAGAGGACACACGCUUCACGUUUGAAAGGAUUGGAGACUGGAAGACUGUGAACUCGUACACGAGGAUGGUCGGGGUUUAUGUCCAGCAUGGAUUCUGGGAGGAAGCUUUCAAGCUCUUCCGAGAGAUGCAGCUGGAGGGGAUUACUCCGGACAAGGUCACCUUCAUCACUAUCCUCAACGCUUGCUCCAGUCCGGCUACUCUAACUUUCGGCGAGCUUCUUCACGAGUGCAUUCUUCAGUGUGGCUACGACACGCACUUGAUCGUCGGCAACUGCAUCAUGACGAUGUAUAGCAGCUGUGGGAGAAUCGACAAUGCAGCAGCAUUUUUCAGCACCAUGGUCGAAAGGGACGCUAUCUCCUGGAACACCAUUAUAUCAGGACAUGCACAGGCUGGUUUUUGCGACGAGGCAGUCCACCUUUUCAGAAGGAUGCUGGCCGAAGGGAUCACUCCUGACAAGUUCACGUUCAUCAGCAUCAUUGACGGGACUGCUCGGAUGCAAGAAGCCAAAAUUUUAAGCGAGCUGAUGGUCGAAAGUGGAGUGGAGCUGGACGUGUUUCUCGUCUCAGCUCUCAUCAACAUGCACAGCAGAUAUGGCAACGUUCGAGAAGCUCGUUCACUCUUCGACGACAUGAAAGACAGGGACAUAGUUAUGUGGACUUCGAUAAUCUCGUCCUACGUCCAGCAUGGGAGCAGCGACGACGCUCUCGGUUGCACACGACUUAUGAGACUCGAGGGGCUCAUGGGGAACGAUUUUACGCUGGUCACAGCUCUCAACGCUUGCGCCAGCUUGACAGCACUAUCAGAAGGCAAGCUUAUCCAUGCUCACGCGAUCGAGCGGGGCUUCGCGGCGAGCCCGGCAGUCGGGAACGCUCUUAUCAACAUGUACGCGAAGUGUGGCUGCCUCGAAGAAGCAGACCGGGUUUUCCACCAGUGCGGCAAAAAUCUGGUUUCCUGGAACACCAUCGCUGCUGCUUACGUUCAACGCGACAAGUGGAGAGAAGCUCUCCAGUUAUUCCAAGAGAUGCAGCUCGAGGGCCUGAAAGCAGACAAGGUAAGCUUCGUGACAGUUCUCAACGGGUGUUCGAGUGCCAGCGAAGGAAGAAAGAUCCACAACAUUCUGUUAGAGACAGGGAUGGAGUCGGAUCACAUCGUCAGCACGGCACUAUUAAACAUGUACACGGCAAGCAAGAGCCUGGACGAGGCAAGCAGGAUUUUCAGCAGGAUGGAGUUUCGAGACAUCGUCUCCUGGAACGCGAUGAUAGCAGGGAAAGCCGAGCACGGGCUGAGCAGGGAAGCCAUCCAGAUGUUCCAGAGAAUGCAGCUGGAAGGCGUGGCGCCGGACAAGAUCAGCUUCGUCACGGUGCUCAACGCCUUCUCCGGAUCGUCGCCGUCCUCGCUCAAGCAAGCCAGGCUGGUGGAGAAACUUAUCAGCGAUCAAGGAUACGAGACAGACACCAUCGUCGGCAACGCGAUCGUGAGCAUGUUUGGCCGCUCGGGAAGGCUGGCCGAGGCAAGGCGAGCUUUCGAGAGGAUCCGCGAGCGAGACGCUGCGUCGUGGAACGUGAUCGUCACAGCCCACGCUCAGCACGGCGAAGUCGAGCAGGCUCUCAAGCUCUUCCGGAGAAUGCAGCAAGAGAGCUCCAGGCCGGACAGCAUCACGCUCGUCAGCGUUCUCUCGGCGUGCAGCCAUGGUGGCCUGAUCGAGGAAGGCUACCACCACUUCACGUCCAUGGGCAGAGAGUUUGGGAUCGCUGGCAGCCAGGAACACUACGGCUGCGUCGUGGAUCUGCUCGCGCGAGCCGGGAGGCUUGAUCAAGCGGAAGAACUCCUGCGAAAGAUGCCAGUCCCGGCGAGCUACGUGCUGUGGAUGACGCUCCUCAGCGCUUGCAAGGUCCAGGGCGAUGAGAAGAGGGCCAAGAGAGUGGGGGAGAGGGUCAUGGAGCUGGAUCCUCGCCGCCCGGCCGCCUACGUUGUCCUCUCCAGCGUUUGAUCGUCUGCGGUGACGUGGCUGACACGUCGGCUAAGAAGUCCAGGUGGCGAGGUGAGCUGGCCACCUAGCGGUCAGCAUUGGAGGCUUUGCGGGAGCAAAUACGAGCGCCUAGGUUUGGAGGAGGCAGGAGGAGCUAUGGCGGCAGCGCUAGCGCCCGCGGCAUUGAUCCGAGGAGCUGCCACCACGGCGAGCGAUGGCCCAUUCGCGGCGGCGACGUCGUCGUCCUCCUCGGCUUUGUUUGCCGCGAGAUCGUCGUCUUCCAGGUUCGCGCAAUUCGCACUGCGGUGCUCCUCCGCCGCGGGGAUUGGCUGUGGCCGGAGGGCUGUGCUCAAGGUAGCAGCUGCACAGGUGCUCCAAGAUGUGCAUUUGAGCGAGGAGGCGAGAAUGGAGGUCGUGGAUGUGGAUUUGAGCGAUCGCACCUACCCAAUCUACAUCGGAUCUGGUCUUCUAGACAAGCCAGAGCUUCUCCAGAA
Molecule: messenger RNA, 3648 nt
Organism: Selaginella moellendorffii
Lineage: Eukaryota; Viridiplantae; Streptophyta; Lycopodiopsida; Selaginellales; Selaginellaceae
Product: pentatricopeptide repeat-containing protein At3g09040, mitochondrial
Exons: 2
Coding region: 26-3175 (1049 amino acids)
Biological process (GO): RNA modification
Molecular function (GO): RNA binding; protein binding
Source: RefSeq, a predicted model, not a curated record